Molecule: messenger RNA, 234 nt
Organism: Peronospora matthiolae
Lineage: Eukaryota; Oomycota; Peronosporomycetes; Peronosporales; Peronosporaceae
Source: the annotation of a GenBank genome assembly
AUGGAAGACAAUCAAUCGUGCAUCAAGAUGACGAAGAAUCCUGUGAACCAUGGUCGGGCCAAGCACGUCAACACCAAGUACCACCACAGUCGCGAUGAAGUCAAGCGUGGUGAUGAUACGUUGGAGUACGGUGAGACUGCGAUGAUGAUGGCGGACAUCGUGACAAAGGGACUGCCAGGACCGCGUCACAGGGAAUUGACGGCAGCGCUUGGCAUACACGCGUGCUCGCAUUGA